Messenger RNA from Sorghum bicolor (sorghum), 3621 nucleotides. Its product is annotated as probable serine/threonine-protein kinase WNK8. Gene Ontology annotation, biological process: intracellular signal transduction; protein phosphorylation. Gene Ontology annotation, cellular component: cytoplasm. Bases 1228 to 3354 code for a protein of 708 amino acids. Gene Ontology annotation, molecular function: protein serine/threonine kinase activity; ATP binding. Lineage: Eukaryota; Viridiplantae; Streptophyta; Magnoliopsida; Poales; Poaceae. The record is from RefSeq and is a predicted model, not a curated record. The transcript has 4 exons.
AGCCUGCAGCCCUGCAGACAGAAGCAAGGACAUCCAAGAUCUAUCCUCCCUGCAGCUGUGCCGGCCCGUUUCGAUCUUGCACACAAAUUCCAGCACCCAGCAGCACACACGCAGAAUCGAAGAUGCUUCUUCCCAGGCACAGAUUCUUCAAGUUCAGGUCCUUGUAGUUGCAGCUGCAAACGGGACUCGCAGGAUCUCAUUCUCAUCACUUGAUCAGCUAGCUAGCUGAACCAGCAGGUGAUCUGAUCUGAUCAGAGAGAAGCAAAAAUCUCUCCGCUUUCUCCAUUUCUUCCACACAUAGUCGUCUUUAAUUCCAGGUGGCAGCAAGGCCAGGGACGAGCGAGGUCGACUGCUUGCUUGUUCGCUUCUCAGCUCGAUCGAUCGCGAUCAGAAGGGGACGCAGACGGUGGUGACCACCCACGAUUGGUACCUGUUGCGCAGCUGCAUGCGCGCGCGGGAAAAAAGAAGAAACUGAGGUGACUGCAGAAUAGAGGUGCUGCACUGCACUAGUAGCUCAUUGAAUCUGCAAAGUUGCUUGGAGUUGGAGGGCAUCCUGUUCCAUCCAUCGCCCCAUCGGCCAUACAUACAUCACCUCAUCAUUCUCAUCUGCUGUGGCCUGCAGUGCCUUAGCUUCAAUUCUGCCUUCUCUGCUGGUGUUUGGUGUGUGCCUCUGCCUACCACUACCACCACGCAGUUCCGUGCUGGGUCUCUGCUGCCUGCUGCUGCUGCUGCCACAUAUAACCCCCUGGCCGGUGUCGUCAGAGUCAGAUGAGUGCACGGCCCUGCCGCUGCCGUUGCCUCGGCGCCGCGCACCACGCGCACGCGCACGCGGGGGUCGUCGUCUCCUCCUCCGGGACGUCGUCGACGUCCAUGUCCAUGGCGCUGCGGACCACCGGCGCGGACGACUUCUCCUGCCUCAUCAGCUGGCUCCUCUUCCGAGUCUUCGUCUUCUCUGCCUACGACGACAACGACCACGACCUCCUCCCCGGCGGCGCCCUCUAGCACAGGCCGGCCGCAGCCCACACACACCUCUUCCUUCCUCCACUUCUACUUUUGCUUUGCUAGCUGCAGCUUCCAUCCAUCGAUUUGCGGCUAGGCAGGCAGCAGGCUCUCCAUACAUAUAUACAAGCCAGAUAUAUACUAGCAGGUGGUUAUACAGUUGAGUUCUCUGCUUGCUGCAACUAAGAGGACAGAAGGAAAUAAAGCUCCGUGUGGAGGGAGCCGAGCAUGUCGGUGACACGGCGGUGCGGCGGACGGCGGCGGCCGGAGAGGGCGGCGGGGGUACUGGGCGACAACGGAUACGUCGAGACUGACCCCACCGGCCGCUAUGGACGGUUCGACGAGCUCCUGGGCAAAGGCGCCAUGAAGUCGGUGUACCGUGGCUUCGACGAGGAGCGGGGCGUGGAGGUUGCGUGGAACCAGGCGAGCCUCGCCGACGUGCUCCGGUCGCCGGACGCCGUGCAGCGGAUGUACUCGGAGGUGCAGCUGCUGAGCUCGCUCCGGCACGACGGCAUCAUCGGCUUCCACGCGUCGUGGGUGGACGUCGCCGGCCGCAGCUUCAACUUCAUCACCGAGCUCUUCUCCUCCGGCACGCUCCGCUCCUACCGCCUCCGCUACCCUCGCGUCAGCCUCCGCGCCGUCCGGUCGUGGGCGCGGCAGCUGCUCGCCGGCCUCGCCUACCUCCACGCGCGCGACCCGCCGGUGAUCCACCGCGACCUCAAGUGCGACAACAUCUUCGUCAACGGCCACCAGGGCCAGGUCAAGAUCGGCGACCUCGGCCUCGCCGCCGUGCUCGGCCGCCGCGGCGGCGCCGCCCACAGCGUCAUCGGCACGCCUGAGUUCAUGGCGCCCGAGAUGUACGACGAGGAGUACGACGAGAGGGUGGACGUGUACGCCUUCGGGAUGUGCAUGCUGGAGAUGCUCACCGUCGAGUACCCUUACAGCGAGUGCUCCAACCCGGCGCAGAUCUACAAGAAGGUCACCGCCGGCAGGCUCCCCGACGCGUUCUACCGGAUCGACGACGACGACGCGCGCAGGUUCAUUGGACGCUGCCUCGUCCCCGCCGCCAACCGCCCCUCCGCCGCCGAGCUGCUGCUCGACCCUUUCCUCCUCGACCGCCACCAUGUUGUUGCUGCUGCUGCUGGCACGGUGCCAUCAUCAGUGCCGCCGCCACCGUCGUUGCCAGCUGCUGUUGCCGCCGCCGGCGCUCCGCCGCCCUCGACGUGUAGCAGCUCCGCCGACGAUGUCGUCUCGGCGUCGUCGUCGUCGUUGGACGAUGACGAGGGCGAGCAUCAUCACGAGCCGCCACAACAUCCGCCACCGCCGCCGAGGAGUGAGAUGACCAUCACCGGGAAGCUGAACGCGGAGGAGGACACCAUCUUCCUGAAAGUACAGAUCGCCGACGAGGCGACAGGGCACGCGCGCAACAUCUACUUCCCGUUCGACAUGGCGAGCGACACGGCGGCGGAGGUGGCGCAGGAGAUGGUGAAGGAGCUGGACAUCACGGACCGGGACGCGUCGGAGAUCGCCGCCAUGAUCCAGCAGGAGAUCGGCAGGCUGCUGCCGGGGCGAGCGCAGCAGCAGCAGCAGCAGCACGAGUACACGUACGCGGGACGUGACGACGACGACGAAAACGACGAGGAGCGGCCUCCCCCCUUCUGCUGCUACCUCUCCUCGUCUCCCGCCUCCUCCCAUGGCUCUCACUGCGGAGUGGGGCCCUACGGCUUCCCUGGCCAACGUGGCGGUGGCUGGUCCAAAGAUCAUCAUCACUGGUACGCUUUAAGCGACAACGACGAUGACAUGAGCUCCGUGCACUCCGGUAAGUACUCUCCUCUCCAUUACGCCUCAGGUGCCGACGAGGCGGAGGAGCCCAUGCCCACCUGCUGCACCGGCACCGGCUCGUCCAAGACAAGGUUCGGCGGCGGCGGCGGCGGGGGCAGCAGCUCCGCCGCCGCGCAGCUCGCGCGGCAGCUGCAGCGGCAGUGCAGCAUGUCGGUGUCGCCGCAGCACGCGGGGCGGCCGCGGCGGCGGGAGGACGACGACGACGGGACCGGGACCAGCCGGCGGAGGAGGAUGACGCGGAACCGGUCGAUGGUGGACAUGCGGAGCCAGCUGCUGCACCGGACGCUGGUGGAGGAGCUCAACCGCCGCCUCUUCUUCAACACCGUCGGCGCCGUCGAGAACAUCGGCUUCCGCGCGCCCACCACCACCUCGCCCUCCGCCUCGUCGUCGUCGGUGUCCGCGGCGGCGCGUGGGCGUGGCGGCCUCGACCACCGCGGCAGGAGAGGCGGCGGCAACGGCAACGGCAACGGCAAGCAGCAGCUGGACGAUAAGCAGCAGUACUUCAUGCUUUAGUUCCAGCAGUAUAUGUCAGUCCGAUCGAGUUUUUGUGUUUUUCUUUUUAGCCGAUUGCGUUGGAUGAGAGUACUGUAUGUUAGUAUAUAUAUAUGUACAUGCAUGCAUACAUGCAGCUGGGGAAAAUGCAUGGCGAAUGAGAACUGGUUCGGUUCACCCAUGCAAGCAAAAAUAUGUGUAUACAUUUUCAACAGCAUAGGCUUAGCAUGCCACUGCUAAGGUUUAAUUUUACAAACUUGCAACAUAUAUAGUCUGUGACUCUGUACA